UUAUGCCGCCAGGCAGAAGGUCACCCGAUUAAUACUUCUUCCCGGUCUUAUCCCCUCGCUCAUUCCGGUGACAAAGUGAAGGAAUUGCAAUACCCUCACCACUAGAAGAACGGCGAAGCCAGAGCAACUUCACGGCGAUUUCUGUCUGCAGGCGGUGGGCUUCCAAUGUCGCGUGGUACGGGCCGCCUCAUGAAGGCGGUGCAGCAAAAGCUUGACAUCUACUCAAAGAUCUUUGUUGCUCGCUACGGGCAGCAGGUGAUAGACCUACUGGAGCUCCCUAUAAAAGUUGUGCUCUCUCCCUUCACCCUCGCCUUCGACAUCGCCGGCUCCGCUCCCCGAGGUUUCGGUAUCCCCGAGCUCGCAUCCCACCUCUCCUUCACUGCCAUCUUCGCGGUUGCGACGCUGGGUACCUAUGAUAUUGCCCUGGAGUUGGGGAAAAAAGUGCUAUGCCAGAGGAAUUGUCACACCUGCAAUGGUUGGCAAGCCUUACGGUGCACAAUGUGCAAGGGUACAGGAAAAGUACACUAUCAAGUGAGGAAUUACAGGUUAAAUAGUGGAGAGCGGGCAACUGCUGAAUGUGUUGCUGAAGCUGUUGCAGAGAACCGUGCUGAGCUGGUGCAUCUUCCUUCUUCCAUUGACUUUUCAGCACCAUUGCCUACCAAAGAUUGUUCAAGUUGUUCAGGAACGGGUGUGAUGGGUUGUCCAGAUUGUAGGCAUCAUGUACCACUCAGGAUUUCUGCAGAUGAUAUUAUGGAACCACCAUGGAAAGCUUAUAAUGUCAUGAGAAAGAUGGACUAUCCCUAUGAGCAUAUUGUUCAUAGCAUGAAGGACCCAAAGAUUGCUGCAUUUUGGUUGUUUACCUUCCCUCAAGUUGUUGGAGGGUGCAACUAUGAUGAUGAAAUCAAGCAAAAGAUUUGGUGGGCAUACAAGGAUUCUAUGAGGUAUGAUCAACUUCGGGAUGCAGUUGCUAAGCGGAAACCUGGUUGGGAGCAUCUGCAAAGUGCUCUCAUUUCUUUAGAUCCUACUCGUGCAAGGGAUGAUCCAGUUAUAGUAAAAAAUAUUCCUUAUUACAAGGCAAAGAAAAUACUUGAGGCGGAGGUCAUGAAACUUGAAGUCCCACCUCGGCCUAGCAACUGGGGUGAUUUGGAUCUUCCACUAACUGAAUCUUCAUGGACGAAGGAAGAGCUGAAAGACCCUAAUAAAUUAUUAGAGAUGGUUAGUCUUCUGACUGCACAAAGAGAAUUGGCAGACAAAAUAUUAGAUGCACAAUGGGAAGCCCAAUGGCGACAGAAUAAAUUUCAAGAAAUAUUAGAUGAGAAGCUGCAGCCAUAUGUUCAGAGUGUAAAGGGCGUUCUUCCUCAAAUUAUAGCCACGCCAUCCCCUAAUCAAGAAAACAAGAUUCAGACGAAGACAAGAAGACGUAGGUGGUGGUUUUUCUAACUCAUGAGAGUAGGUGCUUUCACAGUUGCAGAUCUUGUAGAAGGUGCGCCAAUUUAGUGCAUGAUUGAAGCUUAUUUUCGUAUAUGGUUGGAACUUACAAACCUCAUCAGAUCAUAAAAGAGGCUUCAUCCAGUAUUUGUUUCUACUGCAGUUCUCAAGCCUAAGCAACCAUUUGUGAAUUUGAUCAAUAUUAGGCUUUUUCAAGUGUAUGAAGAAAGAUUGGUUCUGCUAUUUUUGUCUUGAUUUAGAUAUAUAAAAGAAAAAUAUAUAUAUAUACUGAGUUUUAUAUUUAUUAAAUUUGAUUUGAGA
Messenger RNA from Dendrobium catenatum, 1749 nucleotides. RefSeq lists its product as uncharacterized. Gene Ontology annotation, cellular component: chloroplast. Bases 166 to 1440 code for a protein of 424 amino acids. The record is from RefSeq and is a predicted model, not a curated record. Lineage: Eukaryota; Viridiplantae; Streptophyta; Magnoliopsida; Asparagales; Orchidaceae. The transcript has 12 exons.